Molecule: messenger RNA, 3573 nt
Organism: Cercocebus atys (sooty mangabey)
Lineage: Eukaryota; Metazoa; Chordata; Mammalia; Primates; Cercopithecidae
Gene: CCN5
Product: WNT1 inducible signaling pathway protein 2
Exons: 6
Coding region: 2319-3071 (250 amino acids)
Biological process (GO): signal transduction; cell adhesion
Cellular component (GO): extracellular region; extracellular matrix
Molecular function (GO): heparin binding; integrin binding
Source: RefSeq, a predicted model, not a curated record
ACAGAAAGUAGAAUGGCAGUUCCAGGAGCUGGGAGGAGGGGGAAUAGGAUAUUAGUAUUUUAUGAGUACAGAGUUUCAGUUUUGCAAGAUCACAUUUUGGAGAGGUUUGGUGGUGAUGGUUGCACAACAAUGUAACUAUAUUUAAUGCCACAAAACUGUACACUUCAAACGAUUAAUUAGCUAAAUUUUAUGUUAUGUAUAUUUUGCUGCAAUUAAAAUUUUUUUAAGUGAGGUAUCUAUAAAGAAAGGUGAGAAAAUAUUCAAGAUAUAAAGACAACAAAAUCCAGAGCAAGUAUAUAAGGCCUGUUUCCUUCUGUUGAAAUAUAUAAAAAUGUUCAACAGAAGAUCCCAGGAUAGGAAAGAUGUGAAAUUCUAGACUGGAUCAUCAGGUCCGACGGAUUUACACAGAAGGCGGCCAAGAAUCUGUCUCCCCAGCCUUCACCCCUCACUGACUGUGGGAAAAUAAAGAGCUUGGGGCUUGGGAAGGAGCUGUUGCAGGAGGAGCGGCAGCUCCAGCUAUGAGACCUUACCCAGAGGGGGCCACUCCUGCACCUCCACAUACCAGGCAGGGGACCUGGAAGGGUUUGGAAAUCAGAUGUGGGCUGGGGUGGGGGUAGCUUGCAGUGGUCAGUUUGGGUCUUGUCCCCUAGGGCCUCCUGGAGGGUAAAGUGGUCUUAGCAGCAAGAAGCUGGAGUUGGAUGUUGGAUUCCUGACGGCCAAGGAAGGACUUGCAAGGGACCUCUAGAAGGAGAGGUGCAUCCGCCACAGGGUUAAGAGUGAGGGAGCUCUGCAGCCAUGGCCAUCUGUGGGACAUCUGUGACACGGUCAGCUGGAAGCCAGCAGGAUGGCGGCAGCUCAGAUGGAGAAACUGAGACCCAGAGAAGCAAAAGGGUGUGUCCCAGAUGCCAAGGACAGCAGCCGUGGGGGGAGUCGCCUCCACGCUCACAAUCCCCGUCUUGCCACUAUAUCAAGUCACACUUCUUCCUCACCGAUCACCCAUUCUGGAACCUCUGCUGUCCAGCUAGAUCACUUUGAGGUUUGGACUACUACUGGUGGAGGUAACGGGGGCCCAGACAGCCCUUGACAUCACCUCUUUUAUCUUUGCCAAAUUCUACAAACAAAGCCCAUGUCUUUUCAUCCCCUGCCCUCAUGGCUGGGACAUCGUUGAUGUCCCCAAAUCUUGGUGGUGUGAACUUGUAUGUCUCACCUUUCACAGACAUCACCAUUUCCCAUUGCACAGAAGGCUCUGCUCAUACCAGGCACUUUGGCUCCCAGAAUAAGCAGGCUAUCAUGCUAUGUCCGACAUCUAGGCGUUGGUACGUGCUGUUCCCUUGGCCUGGAACAUUCUGCCCUCUCUCACCCUCUCUUUUCUUGGCUUUCUGAAAUGGCACCUCCAUCAGAAAGCGUCCCAUACUCUUGGUCUGAGCAAGGGACCUUGCCUGGUAUUCCUGAACUUCCACCUGCUUUCCCUCUGUUUUCUCCCUCUCUGGGCCUUGUGCUCAGGUCAGUGUUAUGCCUUCAGCUCCUGCAGAGGUGACUUCAGAGGUGGCUGAAUGAAACCAAAUGGAUUUGGCUCGACCGCAUCAUCUAGCAGUGCCCAGCAAGCACCGGCACACAGUAGGUCCAGCCUGCCCGGACUCGCCCACCACGGGCCCCCUUCCAGAGCUGGGAGGCAGGCCAAGGGAGGUCCCUUAUUGCCAAGAGCAAACAGGCCGCCCAGGGAAGUUUUGCUCUGGGUCACACCCGCCUCUGGGUGGCUGCCAAUCUGCCUGCCAGAAACCGCAGGCUGGGCCGCGGCUACCCAGAGUCAGGGCCACGGAGCUUAGGAGACCUUGGGUCAGCUCUGCAAAGGGGGUGUUUACGGAAUGCUUCCGGUAUCUGCAGCACCACUGGGGUUCGGACAGGGGUCUGGGAUAGGGCUUCGCAACUACAGCAGGGCUAGGACCCUCUCGGGCUGGGAGGAGAUAGGAAGGCCCCUGCAAGCUGUCACAGGCUCUUGGUGCUGGCACUGGCUGGGGCUUUCACCCACACACACGCACACGCGCACACACACACACACACACACACACGCACACGGACAGGCACCCCCUUGGUGGCCCUCACAGUUUCACCUUCAGGUAAAUGGGCUCAUCCUUUGGGCCAUGAGGAUGGGAAGCAAAGCAAGGAAUGAAAAAGCUAGUGUGUGUGUGUAUGUGUGUGUGUGUGUGUGUGUGUGUGUGCGCGUGUGCCUGUGUGUGCCUGGGAGUGACCUCACAGCUGCCGGAACAUAAAGACUCACAGGUCCGCCUCCCAGGCUCAAAGCUGGCUCUGCGGGGGACAUGAGAGGCACACUGAAGACCCACCUUCUGGCCUUCUCCCUCCUCUGCCUCCUCUCAAAGGUGUGUACCCAGCUGUGCCCAACACCAUGUACCUGCCCCUGGCCACCUCCCCGAUGCCCACUGGGAGUAGCCCUGGUGCUGGAUGGCUGUGGCUGCUGCCGGGUAUGUGCACGACGGCUGGGGGAGCCCUGCGACCAACUCCACGUCUGCGACGCCAGCCAGGGCCUGGUCUGCCAGCCCGGGGCAGGACCCGGUGGCCGGGGGGCCCUGUGCCUCUUGGCAGAGGACGAUGGCAGCUGUGAGGUGAACGGUCGCCUGUAUCAGGAGGGGGAGACCUUCCAGCCCCACUGCAGCAUCCGCUGCCGCUGCGAGGACGGCGCCUUUACCUGCGUGCCGCUGUGCAGUGAGGACGUGCGGCUGCCCAGCUGGGACUGCCCCUACCCUAGAAGGGUCGAGGUCCUUGGCAAGUGCUGCCCAGAGUGGGUGUGCGGCCAAGGAGGGGGACUGGGGGCCCAGCCCCUUCCAGCCCAAGGACCCCAGUUUUCUGGCCUUGUCUCUUCCCUGCCCCCUGGUGUCCCCUGCCCAGAAUGGAGCACGGCCUGGGGACCCUGCUCAACCACUUGUGGGCUGGGCAUGACCACCCGGGUGACCAACCAGAACCGCUUCUGCCGACUGGAGACCCAGCGCCGCCUGUGCCUGUCCAGGCCCUGCCCGCCCUCCAGGGGUCGCAGUCCACGAAACAGUGCCUUCUAGAGCAGGGCUGGGAAUGGGGACAUGGUGUCCACCAUCCCCAGCAAGUGGCCCUGUGCCUGGGCCCUGGGCUGAUGGAAGAUGGUCCCUGCCCAGGCCUUUGGCUGCAGGCAACACUUUAGCUUGGGUCCACCAUGCAGGACACGAUUAACACCCUGCCUGGUCUGCCUGGACCCCGAGGUACAGUGGAGGUGCAAGACCUAGUCCCCUUUCCUCUAACUCACUGUCUAGGAGGCUGGCCAAGAUGUCCAGGGUCCUCUAGCCCAUUCCCUGCCUACACACACCGCUUAUAUCAAACAUGCACACAGGCGAGCUUUCUCUCCAACUUCCCCUGGGCAAGAGAUGGGACAAGCGUUCCCUUAAUAUUGAGGCUUCAGCAGGUGCUGGGCUGGACUGGCCAUUUUUCUGGGGGUAGGAUGAAGAGAAGGCACACAGAGAUUCUGGAUCUCCUGCUGCCUUUUCUCGAGUUUUGUAAAAUCGUUCCUGAAUACAAGCCUAUGCGUGA